Solanum pennellii is the source of this 2996-nucleotide messenger RNA. Its product is annotated as protein MICRORCHIDIA 7-like. NCBI's taxonomy places the organism in Eukaryota, Viridiplantae, Streptophyta, Magnoliopsida, Solanales, Solanaceae. The record is from RefSeq and is a predicted model, not a curated record. The coding region runs from base 237 to 2765 and encodes 842 amino acids. Gene Ontology annotation, molecular function: ATP hydrolysis activity. Gene Ontology annotation, cellular component: nucleus. The transcript has a single exon.
CUCUCUCUUUUUCCUAUUUGGAUUCAAAAACUCCAACAAAAUUACUUCUCUUUUCCUUUUCCUCAUGGAUUUGUAUUACCUUCAACAAUGGAGAAAACAUUAUUACAAGGAAAACUUAUACACUAAGGAGAACCCAAAAAACCUCUAUAAAUUUAGUAAAAUCAAUACUAUUUCACAUUCUUUAGCAAUUUUUGAAAAUCACUUUUUUUUUUGAGUUCUUGAUUAUUCUUGUUAACAUGAUCACCAUGCCUAUAAAGCAAGAACUCAUUGAUUUAGCUGAACCCCAAAUCACUACAAACACAACUAUGCAUAAUAUGGUUCCAGUAAAUAAUAAUGGUUUUGAUGAUUUUCAAGAAAGUCCUAUGAAAAAAAUUAAACUUGAAAAUCCUGUUUUUAUUGCUCCUUUGUCAAUUUGUCCAUCUUAUAGUAAUGAAUUGGUUGUAGCUUCCCCUGUUAGUGUUACUAGUUGUAAGCAAUUCUGGAAAGCUGGAGAUUAUGAAGGUAAAAGGGAGGGUAAUGGGGUUUUUUUCUCUGGGGCAUAUGAUCAAACAGUUGGUAUGGAUCAUGUAAGAGUUCAUCCUAAGUUCUUGCAUUCGAAUGCUACUAGUCAUAAGUGGGCAUUGGGUGCUUUUGCUGAGCUUUUGGAUAAUGCAAUGGAUGAGGUUUGUAAUGGUGCUACGUAUGUUAGCGUAGACGUGAUGGAUAACAAGAAAGAUAAAGGGAGUAAGAUGUUGUUAGUUGAAGAUAAUGGUGGUGGAAUGACACCUGAUAGGAUGAGGCAAUGUAUGUCUCUUGGGUAUUCAGCGAAAAGUAAGUUAGCAAACACGAUAGGUCAAUAUGGAAACGGUUUCAAGACGAGUAGUAUGAGGCUAGGGGGUGAUGUGAUUGUGUUUUCGCGGGGGAGAGAUAGAGCAACGAACAUGUUGACACAGAGUGUUGGAAUGUUGUCGUAUACGUUUUUGAGAAGUACUGGGAAAGAAGAUAUUGUUGUUCCUAUGAUUGAUUUUGUUAAGAGGGGAGGAACGUGGGAGAUGUUGGUUCGGUCUUCAGCUGAUGUUUGGAAAAGGAAUUCAGAGACUAUAGUGCAAUGGUCUCCUUAUGAGAGUGCAAAUGAUCUAUUCCAGCAGUUUGAAUUAUUGAAAGGUGAUCAAGGGACGCGAAUUAUCAUAUACAAUCUUUGGGAGGACGAAGAAGGAGGCACGGAGCUUGAUUUUGAUACUGAUCCACAUGACAUUCAAAUCAGGGGUGUUAGUCGAGAUGAAAAGAAGAUUGAAAUGGCGAAAGAAUAUCCUAACUCGAGGCACUUUCUAACUUAUCAGCAUUCUUUAAGGAGUUAUGCUUCGAUUUUGUAUUUGAGGCUUGCUCCUGGAUUUCGGAUAAUUUUGAGGGGGAAAGAUGUUGAACAUCAUAAUUUGGUAAAUGACAUGAUGUUUUCUGAGGAGAUCACAUACAGACCACAAUCCGUUGGUUACGAAUCGUUUGUGGCUACAGGAACUAUUGGUUUUGUGAAAGAUGCAAAACAUCAUAUUGAUAUUCAAGGUUUCAAUGUUUAUCACAAGAAUAGGCUUAUUAAGCCUUUCUGGAGGGUCUGGAAUGCUGCGGGAAGUGAUGGUCGCGGUGUGAUAGGCGUCUUAGAGGCUAAUUUUGUGGAACCAGCUCAUGAUAAACAGGGGUUUGAGCGCACAAUUGUCCUUGCCAGACUCGAGGCACGCCUACAAUUUAUACAGAAGAAGUAUUGGUCUUCAAACUGCCAUUUCAUUGGUUAUGCUAAGCGCCGCAAUGUAAAGAACACUGCUGUCUCUCCAGAUCAGGAACAACCAAACGCCGGGCACACAACCUGUAAUGAUGAUGGAUCUAAUUUGAAAUCGUCCAGAGUAGAACGCGAGAGGGGACCAGUUCAUUCUUCAAUAAAGGACAGUCCGGUGCAUGAAACAUCCCAGGUGUAUGUAGGGUCCAGGAAAGUGACCCAGCCAGUUCAGUUAUCAGUACAAGCAAAUCAAAAUCCAUUUAUCUCCAACGUCAGCCGCAGAACGUGUCAUGAUGAUACAUCUAAAUCAAAACCCACUGUAGGAGAACACGAGAAAACGGUACAAGUUCAUUCUUCAGUACAAGAAAGAAAUCAAACUAUGUCUGGAGAUCAAACUCAGCAAGUGUGUAGACUGAAUAGGCAACCUGAUGAAACGCAAGAAAACGCUUCUGUACCUGAAAGAAAAUCAGGUUACCCAUUUAUCUCCAACUCCGGCUACACAACAUGUCAUUAUGAUACAUCUAAAUCAAAAUCCAUUGAACACGAGAACACGGUACCAGUUCAUUCUUCAGUACAAGAAAGAAAUCAAACUAUGGUUGGAGAUCAAACUCAGCAAGCGUCAAAAUCAACUAGGCAAACUCUGGGAAAUUCAGUUGUGAAGAUGGAAGAUACUAUGCCCGAUGACAUGAGAGUAGAGAGUAGUAGUACUAAGAAUAGUUUACAACAGGUUUUGCAUCGUUUGCAGCAGGAAAGAGCCAGGAGUGAGAGUCUAGCUCGCAUGCUUUUAGAAGUAAAAGCACGAGCGGCUAAGGAAGAACAGAGUAUAAGGCAGCAAGAGAGAGCAAGGAGUGAGACUCUAGCUCGCAUGCUUAUAGAAGAAAGAGCAAGGGCAGCUAAGGAAGAACAGAGUUUAAGGAGCAAAUUAAAGGAUGCUUCUGUUAUCACACAAGAUCUGCUCAACAAAGUGAGGCUGCUAGAAAGUAGCAGGAUGAUUGUUUCCUGCAAAAGUGAGCGUUAACGUUGAGAAGUGACACAAAAUAUGCAGCUAAGGAACAACCGAUGCACACUUCAAAGAUCUGGCUAUAGCAAAUCCAUUCAAUAUCAACAUAUACCUUAGAUUUACUUUUUCUAUUUUUCCUAUGGAUGUAGUUGCUUCUCUUGGCAACAGUUCUGUUUGAUUUUCUCAGUUUUGGAUUAUCAAUACAAAUAUAUAUUCACAACUCAAAUUCCAGAUGACAUGUUCAUUAAA